CUGCAGAGAACAAAAAUUAAAAAAAUAACUAAAACACAAAGAAAAGAUGGAAUAAACUUCUGUUUCUGUGAUAAAAACUGAACAAAAACAGAAUAAAAACAGAAUAAAAACAGACAUCUGCCUCCAGUCUAACCUGUCAAACUGCUUCCUGUCGGCUCCACCUGCCCCGGCACCUCCUCCUCUGAUUGGCUGAGCCAGCAGCCAAUCAGCAGCCUGCUCUGCCCCCAGAAGGAACUGAGAGGUAGAUGAGAGAGACCCUCAGUGUGAGCCGGUCAGCAGCAGGGAGAGGACCUGGACCUUCUGAUCCACAACCAGGACUAGAUCUGGACCUGAACCACAACCAGGACUAGAUCCUCCAGAACCAGGACUAGAUCUGGACCUGUUUAGAAGACCUGGAUCUGAUCAGAACCAGGAGAUAAAACCUGACGCUUCCCCUCAGCAGAGGUUCUGAUCCUCCAGACCCAGGACCAGACCUGGACCUGAUCAGACCCAGGACCAGACCUGGACCUGACCGGAAUCAGGACUAGGCCUGGACCAGAUCAGAACCAGAACCUUAAACCAGAAUCUUCUCAUCAGAGCAUGUUAGAAAAACACUCAUGGAUUUAGUCGACCUCUACCUGCCCGAGUGUUUCACCUACCACCCAGAUACUGAGCUUCUGGGCAGGAUGUCGGUGAGGGGUCUGGACCCCACCACUCCCUCCUCAAUAAAGAGGGAACCCUCCAGCCCCAGCUCUCAGGGGGACGUCAGCCCGGCUCAGCCCAGCCCAGGGAGCUCCUCCUCGGACACCAACUCCAGCUACGGCCCCCUAACCAAGAACCACAGUCUGACCAAUGGACUGGACUCACCUGGACUCUACGGACACACAGCAGGACUGAACAACGCCGGAGCAGCUAACAGGAGGUUCGAGGACGACGGCCAGGUGAAGUGUGAGUUCAUGCUCGGUUCGGUGGCUAAGCGGGUUUGCUUGGUUUGCGGUGACGUGGCGUCCGGUUACCAUUACGGCGUGGCCUCCUGUGAAGCCUGCAAGGCCUUCUUCAAGAGGACCAUCCAAGGUAACAUCGAGUACAGCUGCCCGGCCUCCAACGAGUGUGAGAUCACCAAGAGGAGGAGGAAAUCCUGCCAGGCCUGUCGCUUUGUCAAGUGUCUGGCGGUGGGGAUGCUGAGAGAAGGUGUUCGUCUGGACCGAGUUCGAGGAGGAAGACAGAAAUAUAAACGGAGAAUAGACGCUGAGAACAGCCCAUAUCUGCAUCCUCAGAACUCACUGCCGCAGAAGAAAACCUUCUCUGUAGGCGGCGUGGUCGAGAACAAAGUGGUGUCUCUGCUACUGGUGGCCGAACCGGAGGGCAUCUUCGCCAUGCCGGACCCCACGGUGCCGGAGAGCGACAUCAAGGCCCUGACCACGCUGUGCGACCUGGCCGACCGGGAGCUGGUGGUUAACAUCGGCUGGGCCAAACACAUCCCAGGCUUCCCCUCCCUGUCCCUGGCGGAUCAGAUGAGUCUUCUGCAGAGCGGCUGGAUGGAGAUCCUGAUCCUGCGGGUGGUCUUCAGGUCUCUGGGUCUGGAGGACAAGCUGGUCUACGCUGAGGACUACGUGAUGGAUGAGGACCAGUCCAGGCUGGCCGGUCUGCUGGACCUCAACAACGCCAUCCUGCAGCUGGUCAAGAAGUUCAAGAGCAUGGGGCUGGAGAAGGAGGAGUUCGUGGUGCUGAAGGCCAUCGCCCUCGCCAACUCAGACUCGAUGCAGAUUGAGGACCAGGAGGCGGUCCAGCGGCUGCAGGACGUCCUCCACGGCGCCCUGCAGGACUACGAAGCCGUCCACCACCCGGAGGAUCCUCGCCGGGCCGGGAAGAUGAUCAUGACGCUGCCGCUGCUCCGGCAGACGGCGGCUCGAGCCGUCCAGCACUUCUGCAGCAUCAAACAGGACGGCCGGGUGCCGAUGCACAAACUGUUCCUGGAACUGCUGGAAGCCAAAGCCUGACCGGAGGGGCGGGGCUUCGGAUAGGAGGCGGAGCUUAGUCGAAGGCUAACGGGUAACGAUGGAGGUUUCACAUCACGUAUUCGUCAUUUUUAGCUUCCAUCUGAUGGGAAAGUCGGCCAGAACAUUUUCAGAGCCGAGUUUGAAGCUUAGCGUCUCCGUGACGACGAAGGCUGCGAUUGGUUGGACGACGAAAAGGAAGAAGAAGCCUGAUUGGCCAUCCAGAGACGUUUCCAGUUCAUGCCAAACGUAGAGCUUCUUCUCUCCAGACACCACCUUACUUGAAGAUCCUCCUGGAUUAUCUGACUCAUCUGUAAAAACCCACAUUCUAGUGCGUUCAGAGAACUCUCAUGAUUUGAUUUUUUGUUUCGUAGACGUAAAGACGUAAACUUAGUCUCGCCAAAGACUUAUGUUAUCGAAUAAUACCAGCAAACAUCCACAGUAAUAAUAAUAAUAAUAUUAAUAAUAACAAUACAAUGUGGCCUGCAAGACUUUCACAUAAACCUGCAUCUUUGCUCUGCUGUGUGUCGCUACGAUGUCUGAUAUCUACCCACAUCCAUUUAGACCGGUUCUAGUCGACGACUUCAGGGACAGGAAGUGAUAUUUACCCAGCUGUAUUCUGUUCUUUCUGUUUUCCUAACGUGGCAUUAUUAACGAGCAGCAGCCGAUGAUUUUUUAAAAGAUUUUUAACGGUGUAAGAUGAUUUUUUUACUAGCUUCUCUGCUAACGGCACUGAUACCUAUCCAGAGCAUAUCAUGAAACGUCUGUACUUGAAUCCGGAUUAGCGAGGCGCUGCUUGAUGUCUUUUCUAUGGUAGGAACUCGUGCACUGCUGUUUCCUUUUAGCCAGGAAGUUUUUUGGGGGUGAAUCGGUGAUGUUAAUCUGUUAGCGUGUUCUGUGUGAAGACUAGUUUGUUUGUUUGUGUUUUUGUCUUGAAUGAAGGUUUGAAUCAACUCCUUAUUUAACUCCAGGUACUGUGACGCUCUGACGUUCAGAUCAGAUGUAGCAGCGAUACGAUGAUCUGCUGGAAACGCUGGAGAUCAUAAUUACAGAACAAUUCAUGGACGCUUGAUUUCUGUAGUUAUCUUCGUCAUUAGCUGUGGCCACCAGAAGAGUGUUUUACAAAAUAACCAACAAGCACUUCAACAAAAAAGCUUUAUUUUGCAGAAAACACAAUGAUCAAAACCAGAGAACAACAAUGACUGUAGGGUUAGCAUUAGGGCUAAUGCUAACCCUAACAAGGUCAUUAAAUUAACCUUCGUUAAACCAAACUUAAUUUAAAAAAGUUCGGAUUGAAAGCCAGACACUGAACAUUUAUGAUUGAAUUCUGAUCUUUAGCUCUAAUUUGGUCACCUGAAGCAGAUUUUAAAUGAAUAUUUUAAUUUAAAAAACAUCUAAAUUCUGUGAUUUUCUGGUUUCUUUCCUUUUUUGUAAUGGUAAGCUGAAGAUCUUCGGGCUGAUGCAAUUUGUUUUUUACCAUUUUGUGAGAUUUUAAAGACAAAACAACUCAUUUUGAUGAUUAAUUAAUAAGUUGGAGUCAUUUUUCAAGAGGAAAAAAGUCUAAAUUUAGUGAUUUAAGCUUCUUAAAUGUGAAUAUUUUCUAGUUUCUUUCCUCCUCAAUGACAGUAAACUGAAGAUCUUUGGGGUGAUCCACAUUUUUCACCAUUUUAUGAGAUGUUAAAGACUGAACAACAAAUUUUUUCAUCUAUAUUUAAAAUUAUCUAUAGUUACAAACCUUUAAUGAACCUUCCUCAAAUCAAACUCUAUUCAAAAGCAUUUAAUUUUAAACUAGAAAGAGAAUAUUUAGGAAUAAAUCCUGAUUUUUAGCUCCAAGUUUGGUCGCCUUCAGCAGAUUUUACAAUCAGGUUAAAUGGAUUUUUCAUUAAAACAGUCUGAAUUCUGUGAUUUCAGCUCCUUAGGUGUGAAUAUUUUCUGAUUUUGUUCCUCUGUGACAAUGAACUAAAGAUCUUUGGACUAAACAAGACAUUUCAGGAAGCAAUGAUCUACAUUUUUCAUAAUUUUCAUAGAUUUUAUAGAUAUUUUUAGUUGCAGUCCUUCAAUGAACCUUCAUUAAACCAAAAUAAAUUUUAAAAAAUUCAAAUGUAAAGCCAGACAGAGAAUAUUUAUGAAUAAAUCCUGAUUUUUAGCUCCAAGUUUGGUCACCUCCAGCAGAUUUUACAAUCAGGAUGAAUAGAUUUUCAGUAAAGUCAGUCUGAAUUUUGUGAUUUCAGCUUAUUAAAUGUGAUUAUUUUCUGGUUUCUUUCCUCUUUUAUGACAGUAAACUGAAGAUAUUUGAAUUGAACAAAACUUUUGAGGAACAUGAUCCACAUUGUUCAUCAUUUUCAUGGAUUUUAUGGAUAUUUUUAGUUGCAGAUCUUCAAUGAACCUUCGUUAAACCAAACUUCAUUCAAAAAACUUCAAAGUUCUCUAGUUUUGAUCAGUGUUCAUGUUCUAAUAUCUCCUUUAAGUUGUUUAUACUGUGCUUCAGAAUAUAAAUAACUCCUGAGGUGUUGCUCUUUUCCUCCUGUUUGGAUAUUUUCAGCGAUGACCUUGACCUUUAGAAGCUGUGUUUUGUUCUCUAAUGAUGAUCUCCAGUGUGUGAAGCGACUGAAGCUGAGGAGAGCUUGGUGUGUCGUGCUGUUUCACUCUCAGGUGGAUUUUUUUGGCCAAUAAAGACGAUCCCCUUAAUGCA
Messenger RNA from Acanthochromis polyacanthus (spiny chromis), 4668 nucleotides. Its product is annotated as estrogen-related receptor gamma-like. Gene Ontology annotation, biological process: regulation of DNA-templated transcription. Bases 597 to 1979 code for a protein of 460 amino acids. The transcript is spliced from 8 exons. The record is from RefSeq and is a predicted model, not a curated record. Lineage: Eukaryota; Metazoa; Chordata; Actinopteri; Pomacentridae. Gene Ontology annotation, cellular component: nucleus. Gene Ontology annotation, molecular function: zinc ion binding; nuclear steroid receptor activity; steroid binding.